Molecule: messenger RNA, 2906 nt
Organism: Drosophila willistoni
Lineage: Eukaryota; Metazoa; Arthropoda; Insecta; Diptera; Drosophilidae
Product: cytoplasmic aconitate hydratase
Exons: 10
Coding region: 81-2792 (903 amino acids)
Biological process (GO): tricarboxylic acid cycle; citrate metabolic process
Cellular component (GO): cytosol; mitochondrion
Molecular function (GO): aconitate hydratase activity; 4 iron, 4 sulfur cluster binding
Source: RefSeq, a predicted model, not a curated record
UAGAAUAAAACAAUCAGUUUCUAGCUUUGUUCGUUCGCAGCAAGUUCACCAGAGCGGAAAAAAAACCAAAAAACCAAACAAUGUCUGGCAACAGCAAUCCAUUUAACAAAUAUCAAAAGUCUUUUACUCUUGAUGGAAUUGUCUACCAUUAUUUUGAUGUAUCAUCCAUUGAUAGUAAAUUUGAUCGUUUACCUUACUCCAUUCGAGUAUUGGUCGAGUCGGCGGUGCGUAAUUGUGAUAAUUUCAACAUCACAGAGAAGGAUGUCAAAAGUCUUCUAGAGUGGACACCCGAGCUGAAGCAAGGAGUCAGCGAUGUGGAAGUACCUUUCAAGCCGGCCCGUGUCAUUCAACAUGACUACAAUGGAAUACCGGCUAUAGUGGAUUUGGCAUCUAUGCGAAAUGCUGUCCUUAAAUUGGGUGGAGAUCCAUCCAAAGUGAAUCCUGUGUCGCCAACAGUUUUAUCCAUUUGCCACUCGGUUGGCGUAGACUUUUGGCGUCAAUCCGAUGCCUUGGCCAAGAACCAAGCGGCUGAGUUUAGACGCAACAAGGAACGUUAUGCCUUCCUUAAGUGGGCAGCAAAGGCCUUUGACAAUUUCUCCAUUGUUCCGCCAGGCGGUGGAAUUUUACAUCAAGUGAAUUUGGAAUACUUUGCCACCGUUGUCUUUGACCAGGACAAUGAGGAUGGCUCAAAGACCCUGUAUCCCGAUAGUUUGGUAGGAACCGAUUCGCAUACCACGAUGAUCAAUGGCUUGGGCGUUGUUGGUUGGGGUGUGGGUGGCAUUGAGGCUGAGGCUGUUAUGUUGGGCCAAUCGAUCUCCAUGUUGUUGCCCGAAGUAAUUGGCUAUAAAUUGGUGGGCAAGCCAGGACCUUUGGUCACCUCUACGGAUUUGGUAUUGACCAUUACCAAAAACUUGCGUCAAUUGGGUGUGGUGGGCAAGUUUGUGGAAUUCUAUGGCCCUGGAGUGGCCGAGCUGAGCAUUACGGAUCGGGCAACAAUCGCUAAUAUGGGCCCGGAAUAUGGAGCCACAGUUGGCUAUUUCCCCGCCGACGAGAAGACUCUCAAUUAUAUGAAACUAACAAAUCGUUCAGAGAAGAAGAUAGAAGUGGUGCGUCAAUACUUGAAGGUAACUGGGCAAAUGCGCAACUACAACGACGAGACUCAAGAUCCAGAAUAUACACAGUCUCUGUACUUGGAUCUGGCCACGGUUGUUAGCAGCAUUUCGGGACCAAAGCGACCACAUGAUCACAUGGCGGUGGUCGAUUUACCCAAGGAUUUCAAAUCCUGCCUGUCCAGCCCAAUUGGCUUCAAGGGUUUCGGUCUCACAGCGGAGGCCCUGCAAACAGUUGGCGAAUUCCAAUGGGCCGAUGGCAAGACUUAUAAACUGCAACAUGGCUCUGUAGUACUGGCGGCCAUAACAGCCUGUACGAAUACCUCGAAUCCUUCUGUGAUGCUGGGUGCCGGCCUCCUGGCCAAAAAGGCCGUGGAGAAAGGCCUCACGAUUCUACCUUACAUUAAGACUUCUAUGUCACCCGGUUCGGGUGUGGUUGCCUACUAUCUGAGGGAGUCCGGUGUGCUAACCUUUAUGGAGCAACUGGGUUUCGAUAUUGUCGGAUUUGGAUGCAUGACCUGCAUUGGCAACUCGGGUCCGCUGGAUGAGAAUGUCGCAAAUACCAUUGAGGAAAACAAUUUGGUCUGUGCUGGCGUUUUGUCCGGUAAUCGUAACUUUGAAGGACGCAUUCAUCCCAAUACCCGGGCCAAUUACUUGGCCAGUCCACCGCUGGUGAUUGUUUAUGCCAUAGCUGGACGUGUGGACAUUGACUUUGAAAAGGAACCAUUGGGAGUGGAUGCCAGCGGCAAGCCUGUGUUCCUUCGUGAUAUCUGGCCCACUCGUUCAGAGAUUCAGGAGGUGGAGGCUAAAAGUGUUUUACCCAGCAUGUUCCACGAUGUGUACAGCAAGUUUAGACUUGGCUCUAUGGAGUGGCAAGGCUUGGAAGUGCAGCAUGAUCUUUCUAUUUACAACUGGGACUCGGCUUCCACUUAUAUUAAACGUCCUCCCUAUUUUGAUGGCAUGACCCGGGAAGUACCAAAGUUAAAGAGCAUAGAGAAGGCACGUUGUUUGCUCUUCUUGGGUGACUCUGUGACCACAGACCACAUGUCUCCGGCAGGAGCAAUUGCUAGAAACUCGCCAGCCGCUCGUUUUCUAGCGGAUCGGAAUGUUACACCUCGAGAUUUCAAUACCUAUGGCACUCGACGGGGCAAUGAUGCUGUCAUGGCACGCGGAUGUUAUGCAAAUAUACGUCUCGUCAACAAGUUGUCAUCGAAGAUUGGUCCCUAUACCGAGCAUAUACCCAGUGGAGAGGAACUGGAGGUUUUUGGAUCUGCAGAACGCUAUCGCAUGGAUGCUACUCCAUUGAUUGUGAUAGCUGGCAAAGAAUACGGUACGGGCAGCUCCCUGGAUUGGGCUGCGAAGGGACCUUAUAUGUUGGGCAUUAAGGCUAUUAUUGCCGAAUCUUAUGAGCGCAUCCAUCGCUCCAAUUUGGUGGGAAUGGGUAUUAUGCCUUUGGAAUUCCUGCCUGGCCAAAAUGCUGACACUCUGCAGUUAAAUGGUCGUGAAGUGUUUAAUAUAUAUCUUCCAGAGAGUGGUUUAAAACCGGGUCAAAAGAUCCAGGUGGAGGCCAAUGGAACUAUAUUUGAGACAAUACUACGCUGCGAUACGGAAGUGGACAUCACAUACUAUCAGAAUGGAGGUAUCCUGCAGUAUAUGGCCCGCAAAAUCUUAUCCGCAAAAUAAUCCCGCCAAGCAUUUAAAAAAGAACUUAGUUUAUAAUAGAACUAAUUAAACUAUUCAAAGAUUUUGUAAAUAAUUCAAUUUGAAAGCAGUAAAUUAUUUCUUUAAAUAUUACAA